AUGUUUCGCCGUCUCGCUCACACGCUCCCCGCUGACGCCGUCUUCGAACCGGACCUCGCCAAGUUGGGGUUCUUCGUCAACGAAGACGAUAAAGUCCGCUCGGUUCGGAGCCCCGAUCGCAAGUUUCAGUACAAGAUUAAUCGGAAUGAUCGGUGGAAUGAGGUGCAUAAAUCUGCGAUCCGUCAUAUCAUCAACGACCGGUUGGCCGAUCUGGGCUGCGAAACUGUCCGACUACCACUUGGUGCAGCCGAGUCAGACAAUCACGUCCCUAUCCUCGUGUCCAAGGACUGCACAACCAAGAGCCGCGUGACCGUCUUCUUUGGCGAGAGGAAUCUGGAACCAGGAGUCUUGAGCUGGCGCAUCAUCGGGGAAGAGGGCAUCAAGCACGGCUCGCUGGUAGAGUUUACCAAAGCUCUCCUAUCUGUCCCUGUGCUCGAGACUUCACCUAUGUCAACGUCAACGUCUACGUCUGCGUCUGCGCCUGGUCUCAUCGUUGCAAAUCCAUGUCAGCUGCUCUGGUAUCGAGGCGGUGGACGCGCUGUGUCGCCACAUGAAUGGCUUUGGCUGCCGAGACCGAGUGCUGUGCACGAUGCUCCACGAGUGGACAACGUCAAGAAUAGAAUUCCUGGCAAUUUUGACUACGUGGAGCACGUAUCUUACAUGUUUGAAAAGGUGAUUCCAACUUUGGUCGACAAGGAAGCAAAGCUGGAUCUUGUCGGGCUGGAGUACACUGGGACAGCUGUGCUGGAAUAUCUUGCUGAGCAUUGGGAUACAUGGUCAGGGCGCAUAAACGGCAUUACUCUGGUCACACCUCAACACAAGGUAGCAGAUCUCAUCAACAAUGGUGCGUCGGACGACUUUGUCACCUUCAUGAGCAAGCGGUGUCGAGCUUAUUUCGUCUCCCACUCGGCCAUUGAGACACCGAUAGCUGGUCGUGAGGAGUUCGGCUGCAACUGCUACGCUAGUGGAGAGCACGCGUAUGCGGAGAAUGCGAUAGCGAGAUGCUGGAGGCAUAUGCUGGACUGGUUCAAUAUGCUGUACCUGAAUCCGGAACAUGAGGAAGUUGAGUUUGUGGUGGUGAAGGAAGAUGAAGAAGUGAAGCUCGGUUGGUAG
Fonsecaea nubica is the source of this 1113-nucleotide messenger RNA. RefSeq lists its product as hypothetical. The transcript has 3 exons. NCBI's taxonomy places the organism in Eukaryota, Fungi, Ascomycota, Eurotiomycetes, Chaetothyriales, Herpotrichiellaceae. The coding region runs from base 1 to 1113 and encodes 370 amino acids. Gene Ontology annotation, biological process: regulatory ncRNA-mediated heterochromatin formation. The record is from RefSeq and is a predicted model, not a curated record. Gene Ontology annotation, cellular component: nucleus. Gene Ontology annotation, molecular function: siRNA binding.